AUGGCACCGGAAAUCGUUCAAAACGCGGUCAAACCAGUUACCCGAUUCACGAAACCGAAACGUGCAUAUGUAACGUUUCUCGCCGGUAACGGUGACUACGUGAAAGGCGUAAUUGGUUUGGCCAAAGGUUUACGUAAAGUAAAAACGGCGUAUCCGCUUGUUGUAGCCGUGCUUCCUGACGUACCGGAGGAGCACCGUGAGAUGUUGGAAUCUCAGGGAUGUAUCGUCCGGGAAAUCGAACCGGUUUACCCACCGGAAAAUCAGACUCAGUUUGCUAUGGCUUAUUACGUCGUCAACUAUUCCAAACUCCGUAUAUGGGAGUUUGUGGAGUAUAGCAAGAUGAUAUAUUUGGAUGGAGACAUACAAGUAUAUGAAAACAUAGAUCAUCUUUUUGAUCUACCAGACGGUUAUUUCUACGCUGUGAUGGAUUGUUUUUGUGAAAAAACAUGGAGUCAUACACCACAGUACAAAAUUGGGUACUGUCAGCAGUGUCCGGAGAAGGUGCAAUGGCCGAAAGAAAUGGGUCAACCUCCUUCACUUUACUUCAAUGCUGGCAUGUUUCUGUUUGAGCCUAGUGUUGAGACUUAUGAUGAUCUUUUGAAAACUUGUCAAGUUACUGCUCCUACUCCGUUUGCAGAACAAGAUUUCUUGAACAUGUAUUUUAAGGAUGUUUAUAGGCCAAUUCCUUUGGUUUAUAAUCUUGUUCUUGCUAUGUUGUGGCGUCAUCCGGAGAAUAUUGAGGUUCGGAAAGUCAAGGUUGUUCACUAUUGUGCAGCGGGUUCAAAGCCUUGGAGGUAUACAGGGAAGGAAGAUAAUAUGCAGAGGGAAGAUAUAAAGAUGUUGGUGCAGAAAUGGUGGGAUAUAUACAAUGAUUCUUCACUUGACUACAAGAAGAAUUUGAGUGGAAAUAGUGACACACAAAAGAAUGAUGUUGAAGAGCCAUUUGUACAGGCUUUAUCGGAGGUUGGUCGUGUUCGAUACGUCACAGCACCUUCAGCAGCUUAA
Vicia faba (fava bean) is the source of this 1005-nucleotide messenger RNA. The record is from the annotation of a GenBank genome assembly. NCBI's taxonomy places the organism in Eukaryota, Viridiplantae, Streptophyta, Magnoliopsida, Fabales, Fabaceae.